Molecule: messenger RNA, 2322 nt
Organism: Meloidogyne enterolobii
Lineage: Eukaryota; Metazoa; Nematoda; Chromadorea; Rhabditida; Meloidogynidae
Source: the annotation of a GenBank genome assembly
UGUGUUUUUCUUAAAAUUGUUCUUGUUAUUAUCAGUAGCAUUUUCUUUGCACCUUCAAGAGUUAAAUUACUUAAAUUCUUAAAUAUUAAACAUUUAAUUAUUUUAAGUUUUUUUUUUAUUUCAGAUAAUUUGUUUUGCAAAUUUCUAUUUGGUUGCUAUUACAGUUUAAAUAAAUUUUUAAAUUUUAUUUUUGCUUCUAUUAGAAGCUUCAUGGAACCUCCAGCUGUAACAUCAUGUGGAGUUGGUAGUCAUUCAUCUUCUAAUAGUGGUGGAAAUAUUCAGCAACAUGGCCAAACGCCAAAGCGCAACAGUUUGCCUAUUAGCUUUUUACAAAUAGAGCCUCAAAUUAGUUUCAAUACUCCGGCCCGUCAUUUUGAAGAAUUACCUGAAAAUUUUUUGGAGACCAUUUCCCCCCAACAACACGCUGAUGGUCUACAUGGCGUUUCUGUUAAUCAUCACGAUGGGAGGGGUGAAGGAACGUCGACCGGAAUGCCACAACUUGCUUCACUUACCACUGUUAGUAUGGCUGGUUCUGCAUCAAAUGUUUGUGUUCAAGGAAGCAGUGGAUAUGCAAAUCUAAUUUCAAUGCCUAACUCCUCUCACUAUAUUUCAUCACUCAAGAUGGAAUCAAUGGACCACUUGGAGGGGUCGCAUCAUCAAAUGCAUGGCACGAGUCAGAUCGAGAAAUCGACUUUUGGGAAUGGAACUGCUGCUGGACUUCUUUCUCCUUUACAACUUGAGAGCAAUCGGAAUAAUGACAAUAGUGCUUUAGGACUUCUUGCCAAUUCUGUAGUUCAUCACCAUCAUCAUCAUAGGACAAAUGGUGGUGGUGGAAGGACUAGUGAUUUAUUAAGUGGAAUUCGCCGUAAUAAUGUAUCUUACAUAAAAGAAGAAGAAAUUAAUCCAUCAGAAAUGGGUGCUGGUGGUUAUCAGAAUCAUGACUAUGAGACUGGAUAUUCACUAGGCCAACCAACCGCCCAAGAACUUGAAAGGAUGGCAAAUGCCGAGACACCUCCAGCUCUUAGUAAUGUUGAGAUCACUUCGUCAUUGCUUGCAUCACUUUCUCGAGAAUCGUCUAGCCCUCAACCUACUCAUUUUAUUGUUCAUCAAAUGGCCCAUCACUCUCGACCUCCAGCAUCUGUCGGACCUCAGCAAAUAUCACAAUCGGCACAUUCUCAACAAUCGCUCCAACAGAGAUUACAGAUUCAGCAACAUUUAAUUCACCCUGGAAAUGCCCCUACACCUGCUGCUAUUUCUUCUCCGAUGCCUGCACCUCGACGUUCUAAGUCAAAAAUGUCUCAAAAUCAACAACAAUUACUUCUUCAACAACAACAGCAACAAGAAGAGGCUGUUGUACAUAAUCAGUUAGCUGCUGCAGCACAGGAGGCUUCAAGCAAUCCUAUUAAUAUAGAUGUUUAUGCCGCAUUAGGGUCUGAACUUACUAGUGGAAUUGUUUCCCCGACUUCUUAUCACCAAUCAUCAGGAAUGGUAGAUCCUUUAAAUGCUGAAAUUGACGACGAAAUUUAUAUUGAUACAAAUGAUUUGUGUAAACGUGUUGCUUACGAAUUAAAGCAACAUUCAAUCCCUCAAGCUAUUUUUGCUGAGCGUAUUUUAUGCCGUAGUCAAGGUACUCUUUCUGAUCUUUUGCGUAAUCCAAAGCCAUGGAAUCGUCUGAAGUCUGGUCGUGAGACAUUUAAACGAAUGUACAAUUGGUUACAACAGCCUUUACACAUUCGUUUAAGUAUUUUGGAUAUGUAUAAAGGUCCAAUGCCCUCAGGCAUUAUUCCACCACCAACUCCAGCACAGAAUUCACGUCAUCAUCACCGACGAAGAAGUGCUGGAGAAGACGGACAGCCAUUAAAACGUCCACGCCUAGUUUUCACUGAUAUUCAAAAACGAACACUGCAGGCAAUUUUCAAAGAAACUCAAAGACCAAGUCGUGAAAUGCAACAAACGAUUGCUGAGCAUCUUAGGUUGGAUAUGUCCACAGUUUCUAAUUUUUUCAUGAAUGCACGUCGACGCUCUCGAAAUGGAAAUGGACUUGGAUGUGAUGAGCCUGCUCCUUAUCAGCAGAUUCGAACAAUUACCCCACCUCCUGAUACACCCCCAACAAAUGAUGAACAAAAUCAAUUCGAUGAAGACCUAGAUGAAUCAACACAGCAACUUCUUGACCAACACUCUCAAAUCCAACAACAUAUUAUACAUCCAAAAUCUUCACCAUUAUCUGCCGCCCCUUCAUCAGCUGAAAAUCUCAGCCUUAUUGAACAAACUGUUGAUGAAGUUGUAUGUCGAAGUAUAGCAUAUGCGAGGAAAAGUCCUUAA